CCCGAGGGGGCUCGUCCCCUGGGCCGCUUAAAGGCAGCAAGGGGCGGCAAGAGCGCAAUGAGACGCCAUCGGAAGCUGGACGGACCCCGAGAGGCAGCGAGCAGCGCUCCCGCGCUUCGCCCGCCAGGAGCUCCGGACUCGCCUCGGGGCUGCGCUGCCCGCGCCCCUCCUCGCCCGCAGCCCGAGGCGGGGGCUGGGCGGCGGCCGGGCCAGGCCCCCGCCCCGCGGCCGCACCCGCCGCCCAGCCCGCUAUCCGCGCGGGCGAACGCCGGGGUGCAUUCCGCAAGGGCGGCCACCGGCGCCGGCACCGCGAGGAAGAAACCAAGGCAGAGCCGGGCAGUCCCCAGGCCACCCAUUCCCCAGCAUCCUUCAGGGGAAUCCCGUACAGCUCUGCAGGAGGCGAACAGAGUAAACAAAAACCCUGGAAAACUGAAACCGGCCGGGCGGCAGGCUGGGUGGCGACGGCGGCGCCUCGGCGCGCGCGGACACACGACCCGUCUCGCGCUCCGCUGCUCCAGUGCGUCCGGGCGAACCAUAGAGAUCACUUAA
This is a messenger RNA of Lemur catta (Ring-tailed lemur), 549 nucleotides long. RefSeq lists its product as uncharacterized. The transcript has a single exon. The annotation marks the transcript as partial. The record is from RefSeq and is a predicted model, not a curated record. NCBI's taxonomy places the organism in Eukaryota, Metazoa, Chordata, Mammalia, Primates, Lemuridae.